Messenger RNA from Scleropages formosus (Asian bonytongue), 4149 nucleotides. RefSeq names its product salt-inducible kinase 1 (gene sik1). Gene Ontology annotation, molecular function: ATP binding; tau-protein kinase activity. Lineage: Eukaryota; Metazoa; Chordata; Actinopteri; Osteoglossiformes; Osteoglossidae. The transcript is spliced from 13 exons. Gene Ontology annotation, cellular component: cytoplasm. Gene Ontology annotation, biological process: protein phosphorylation; microtubule cytoskeleton organization; intracellular signal transduction. The record is from RefSeq and is a predicted model, not a curated record. The coding region runs from base 309 to 2591 and encodes 760 amino acids.
UAUUAUUAUUAUUAUUAUUAUUCAGACGCUUUUUUCUCCAAGGCAAUUUCCAAUGAUAAACGUUAAUCGACUUUACAAACAUUUACCGGUAUAUACAGCAGGAUAUUCUUGGUGUAUCAGGGUAAGUAGCUACUUUAGAGAGGGUAUUAGUCUAAGCAGGAGUGGAGAACCAUCCAUCGGCCGUCACUUUCGGAAGAAGCGGUUCCGAACGGACUCCACCUGCUCAGCUGGGUCACCGUGCUGUGUCUCUCUGCUGCUGCUCGGGGUCCGCAGGGACUGGGAGCUCGAGCGCAGCGCGCGCCCGCGUCAUGGUGGUCGUGUCGGAGGGCAGCGCGGCCGCCCCCUCGGCCGGCGCACCCGGCAGGCCGCUCCAGGUGGGCUUCUACGAGAUCCUGAGGACCCUCGGCAAGGGCAACUUCGCCGUGGUCAAACUGGCCCGACACAAAGUGACCAAAACACAGGUGGCCAUCAAAAUUAUUGACAAGACAAGGCUGAACUCUUCGAAUCUGGAGAAGAUCUACAGAGAGGUUCAGAUAAUGAAACUCCUCAACCACCCCCACAUCAUCAAGCUCUAUCAGGUCAUGGAGACAAAAGACAUGCUGUACAUUGUUACAGAAUAUGCAAAAAACGGAGAGAUGUUUGAUUACUUGACCACCAACGGACGCAUGAGCGAAGGAGAGGCACGACAGAAAUUCUGGCAGAUUCUGACAGCGGUGGAGUACUGCCACGCGCACCACAUCGUGCACAGAGACCUCAAGACUGAGAACCUGCUGCUGGACGCUAACAUGAACAUCAAGCUGGCAGACUUUGGCUUUGGAAACUUCUACCACUCUGGGGAGCCGCUGUCCACUUGGUGCGGGAGCCCACCCUACGCAGCCCCUGAGGUCUUUGAAGGGAAAGAGUACCAGGGGCCGCAGCUGGACAUUUGGAGUCUGGGUGUGGUGCUCUAUGUGCUGGUGUGUGGAUUACUGCCCUUUGACGGGCCGAACCUCCCUGCCCUGAGGCAAAGGGUGACCGAGGGGCGCUUCCGAAUUCCAUUCUUCAUGUCACAAGAGUGUGAGAAUCUCAUCCGGAAGAUGCUGGUAGUGGACCCAGCCAAGCGGAUCAGCAUCGCCCAGAUUAAACAGCACCGCUGGAUGCAAUCUGACCCAGUGGCUCCAUGCCUUGUGCUUUCUGACUAUGGCUCCAAUCUAGGGGACUACAAUGAGCAAGUACUGACUAUCAUGCAGGCCCUGGGUAUCGACCGCCAGAAAACCAUCGAGUCUCUUCAGAAAAGCAGCUACAACCACUUCUCCGCAAUCUACUACCUGCUGCUUGUGAGGGUCAAGGAGCAUCGCGGUCAGCAGCUCAGCCUCCAGACAGGGGGUUGGACCCAGCAGCCGUGCAGCGUCUCCAACUCUUCCACCCCAGAGAUGGCCUCAGAACCUCUGGAGAGCUUCCGGACAGCCUGUCAGUGGCCAGCGCAGACAAGCGUCCCUUUCCAUUCCGAGCUCGAAUGUGAUUCAUCUGGGCUGUUCCAGCGUUUAGUCUUCCCUGUGGAAUCAAGCUUGAACGGGCUUCUCCGGAAUCGAUCCAUCUCCCCGAACAGCCUGCUGGAGACAACUAUCAGUGAGGAAGUACGGCCCCGAGAUUCGGAGGAAGAGGAGGGCCCAUCAGCGGCCCCGCCCACUCGCUUGCCCAGCAACAACUCCCGCAGGCAUACGCUGGCCGAGGUCUCCGCCCACUUCCACCAGUGCAGCCCACCGUACAUUGUGGUUUCCUCCGUCGGCCCGUCAGAUGGCGCAUCCUCAGACAGCUGUCUGACCUCAUCCUCUUCCGGCGCAGGCCCCUUUCAGUCCUCUAGGAUGGGGGAGAUCCCUACCCAGCUGGCACCCAGCACAGGCCCCACGUCCUCCACCGUCUUGCUGCAGGCCCAGGCCAGUUUCCAGCAGGGUCGCCGGGCCUCCGACACCUCUCUCACACAAGGUUUGAAGGCGUUUCGGCAACAGCUGAGGAAGAGCACACGCGCCAAAGGUCUGCUGGGGCUCAACAAGAUCAAAGGGCUGACUCGGGCGACCUGCGGGAACCCCCCGUGCCCCCGGAGCAGCCGCGGCUCCCUGAGCCCCUGUGUCUGCACCCCUCCAGGCCUGUCCGCCUCUCCUGGGGCUCGUGAGCACCGCACCCUGCUGGAGGAGGUCCUGCAUCAGCAGAGGAUGCUCCAGUUGCAGCAUCAGCACCAGCCAGUGGUGAUGUCAGGCCAGCAGCUCAUUCUCAGUCAACAGCUGACCAAGCCACCUCUCUCUGGUCCCUUCUCCUUACUCUCGUUGCCACACGGUCAUGUCCCUCUGAACCUGCAGCAUACCCUCUUGCAGCAGACCCCAGAACCCACUGGCUCCUCUUCUUCACCCUUGUCCCCGGUGACUUCGACUGCCCAUCUCUUGGAAGCCCAUCUGCACAUCAGCCAGCAGCCUUGGGCUCCACCUCAGGCCUCAUCCCUGCCUCUGUCCAAGUUCUCCUUCUUGCCUCGUGACGGUGGUUUAAGCUUGCGAACGGCUCCUAGUGCGGACCCCACCGGACAGCCGCAGCUCAGCAACUUCGUGAUGGUGAAGUAGAGCGUCCGAGAGCCCGGAACUGAUCGUUGAGGAACAGCGACCAUUUCUUACCUCUAACAGUGCCGCUGUUUACCGCUUCUCCACAACUCAUCAAAAAGGAUUGGACAGAAGUGCAAAAAUUGUCAGGACAGCAAAGAACAGCACAACUGGGCUGUAGAAAAGUUAUUAAGCAAAAAAGGUGACCGAUCCUCACACCGGUGGACCGCAUGCAUAGUUAUGUCCACGUUUGCCCGCGUGUGUUUGCGGAAUCUAAGACAAGCAAUAACCACAGUCUCGUGCAGGCGGUUCCUCCUUGCCAGACCCUCAGAAACGCAAUACUGGCUAGAGCCGCCGCACCGUGGAGACCAUGGCUGAGAUAAUGAGUGGUCCUACCUAUAGUACCAAGGACCUGUAUCAUUUAGGUAUAUUGACUUUUUUAUGAAGUAUGUCUUUAUAUCUUCCCGAGAAGGUGUGCUUUCAAGACCAGACCUUGUUUUGUCUUGUUUUUGCUCAACUAUAUUAGAAGAGACCAAAGCCUAUUUCUUUAGUUUGCUUCAUUCUUCUUUACAGCAUUUGUUUUCCCUCAAACUUUACCUUUUUUUUUACUGUCCCCAUUUUUUUCAUAAGGGUGCUUCAGGAAGCUCGCUGGUACUGCUUGAUGAACAGAAGCUUGACAGAGUCAUAGGUUGACAAAGAAAGCACAAAUUGGUACAGCAAAGGGUCUGUGUCGGCCACCAGUAAAGUGAUUUUAACGCUGCAGACGGCUAGACACGUAACAUUAUUACUUUGUUAUACGUGAUGUGAUCAGUUUAUACCUUAGCUAGAUGUCGCGAUGCAAAAUUUCGAUACGCUGCUUCCCCAUUUAGGAGAGGAGAUGCGCAUCGCCGUGGCUCUUUUUUGUGCUUUUUGAGAAGCGCGGUCCUGAGGACUACGUUGUUGUUAAAAAUCCUGUCCCCUCUUUUCCCGGACGGGGGUUCGUGUGUCUUGCAAUAGCACCUUUGCCGUCUCAUCACUACCUCCUCUAUGCGAGAGACCCCACUCUCCCAGGCGCCUGUGUCGCUGUUCAGACCGAUCAGUAUUAGAAAAAGCCAAAGUGUCAGUGCUGCACCGCAGUGGCUGCAGUGUGAAACGUGAACACUUGUGAAGUGUUGGGGAAGGCCGGGAAAGUCUGCCUGCUGCACCGGGUGGUCACUGUAGCAGCCCCACCUGCCUCACUCUGUUGGCCCCCGAGGCAAGAGCGCAGGGGUCUCGCUCUCGUACAGAUUGUACUCGUCCUUCGUGCGUUUUUUUUCGUUCGUCGUUCUCUCACUGUUUCCAUUUUCAAGAGGACUUUGUGACUCUAGCAAUAGACUGAAUUCUGUGCUUUCUGCUUUGUCUGUAGGUGCGAUGUCAUUUCGUGAUUUGGUGUUUUCAGUAGAAAGCAGUGUUGCCAGGCAAACGUGUCCGUAUUUAUUUCACAAAGAAUUUUCGACGAAUUAUACUUGACUACUGUGUAUUUUGACCUGUUCCUGUCCAUAAUUCUGGCCUCGGUCCCAUUUAUGUGGGAAGUCUUCCAUGUCGUCAGGUUUCAAAGGAAAAA